Messenger RNA from Thalassophryne amazonica, 2427 nucleotides. RefSeq names its product CXXC finger protein 5a (gene cxxc5a). The transcript is spliced from 3 exons. Gene Ontology annotation, cellular component: nucleus. Gene Ontology annotation, molecular function: zinc ion binding; methyl-CpG binding. Bases 581 to 1420 code for a protein of 279 amino acids. Lineage: Eukaryota; Metazoa; Chordata; Actinopteri; Batrachoidiformes; Batrachoididae. The record is from RefSeq and is a predicted model, not a curated record.
UUUCCGCGAAGCUGCAAAAAUCUAUGAAAUGUGUUUGCGUGUUCCUCUCGGCGAGCGGGGAUGUAGAGGAGGGACUGCGAGCAGCGAGGAAGCUGCUGGGGGAACCCACGCGUGCAGCCUGUGAGAAAGUAACGCUUCUCCAAAAUAACAGCCCGCGAAAUCAUUUCUCUGCUCCUCAUUCAUCAGCAGCACGCGGACUGGACUCCGGCCGAACAAGCUUUUGUUGUGCCCUUUUUCUUUCUUUCUUUCUUUUUUUGGGUGUCUUUUUUGUUGUUGUCACCAUUCUGCACGGCAGGCUGAGACACGGAGCGCUCGGACUGAAGGAGUCCUCCUCCUCCUCCUCCUCCGCUCGGACCCGCUCUGGUAGUUUUCAGAUUGCUUAUGGAACAGCGCGGAUGAGGGCUGAGCUGUAGCAGAGGCAGAAGGCUCUGCCAGUCAUCAGCUGGCUGAUUUUAGUCCACUGAGGUGAGGAACCACUCUCACCUGGCCACAGAACGGACGAAUAAGCGGUCUCCCCUCCUCGCUCACCCCCCUCCCCUUUCCACCCUUACCCCCAAUCCAGGCACAUAUACUCUGGACCAUGUCUAGCGGGCUUUCGGAGGGGAGGCGGAAAGAGGACCUGGAGCGGAGUAGCUGCAAGCAAGACUCUCCUGUUAUAGAGCGCAGGAACCGCAGUGGCAUUAUCAGUGAGCCGCUCAGCAAGAGCCUUAAGAACUCCCGUACCCUCUCCCAGUACACGGCAGUCACCUCUGCCACCACCAAUGGACACACGGACAACAGUGAGCCUAAAACCCACUCGGCUAAGCCUCAGCCACCCACGCAGUCCCAGCCCAAUGUCUCCGCACUGACACCAGCCAAGUUGGACCGGACCCUAGAGCAGGUUUUGGAGGGACAGAACGGCCUGCUACACUUUGCCCAGGCAGCAGCACUGUUAAAGCGGGCCGGUAUGGAGCACAUGCUCCUGCCUGGGGGUAUGGGAGUGGGAGCUGGCAGUGGGGAUUCUGGCUCAGGGGCAAGCGAUUUGGAGGGUACAUCUGUCACGGACGCCGUAGGUGGUCCGGUUGACUUUCCAUAUGGAGUCGGUGGUGGCUUCCCCUUCAACCCGGGGCUUUUCAUCAUGACACCGGCUGGAGUGUUUUUGGCGGACAGUGCACUUCACAUGGCCGGCCUGGCCGAGUACCCUGCACAAAGUGAGCUGGCCUCUGCUAUCAACUCCGGUAAAAAGAAGCGAAAACGUUGUGGCAUGUGUCCACCUUGCCGACGGCGGAUUAACUGCGAGCAGUGUAGCAGCUGCCGGAAUCGCAAAACAGGCCACCAGAUCUGCAAAUUUCGCAAAUGUGAGGAACUGAAGAAGAAGCCGUCUGCUGCUCUGGAGAAGGUGAUGCUUCCUACAGGAGCAGCGUUCCGGUGGUUCCAGUAGGAUUCCUCCUUCUCCUCCUCUGCUCCCGACCCAAAGCUCUCUGCCAUCAAGUGCAAUGCCAACUCCUGGAAUGUCUCCGGAACAGACACUGACUACUAAACAAACAAGCGACAAAUAACAUGAAAAAUAAAUAAAUAAAUAAAAAAGAAAACAUUUUCAGUCGGGUAAUGGAUGCACCUACUUAUUCCUUGAACCAAAAAUGAAAUGUAAACAAAAGCAUCUAUGGCAACUUUCAUUCCAUUUUUCUAUGAUUUCCACUUUGGUACCUUUUUUUUUCCUUUGGUCAUCUAAACAUGGAACUGUUCCUUGCCAGAAACAAAACCGAUGGACUGAGUGUGGACAAUCAGCUAAUUUCUGUGUUUGGUGUUAAUGUUGUUCAUGUGUGGAAAGAUACAGUACUUGUGUAGAGAAUGUAAAUUUACAGCUAUAUUUUAAAACUAGUGGCUAAUGGCAAACAUUAUUGUAAUUCUUCACCAUUAUUAAACCCUCGUCUAUUUUAUCAUGCAUUUUGUCAAAGCAGUUUUGAAACAGGUCAGUGGUCAUUGUUUAAAAAAAGACAGAGAAGAAGAAGAAGAAAUUUUGAUGCCGUAGAUUUUGAAAUGAAAGUGAAACUUGAUAUUUGGAGAGACUCUUUGCUGGGUUGAGGAUAGUGUUUGCCAGAAGUGUCACUGUAAUCUGCUCAAUCUCCCAAAUCGACUCUCAUCUGCAUUUUUAAACUUUUGUGAAACUGGCAGCCUUACGUUACUGCGGCCCGACUGAGCACGUGCCAAUACUGCUCAGGGCCAAAGCACUAAGAGACAGCACUUGCUCUGAGUCUACCCUACUGAACGCACUGAGACAAGAUUACAUUUUUUAUUAUUAUUAUUGGUUUGUUUUAUUUUCAUUAUUUCUUUAUGUUGCUGGGGAGCUGCAGCUUUUUAAAAAAAAUAACCAAUCUUUGUAUUCGUUUAGACAAUUGGACUGGUUUUGUGAAUAAAAAGGAAUGCAUGUAUUUGUGUCAAAACUUA